This is a messenger RNA of [Candida] anglica, 3121 nucleotides long. Lineage: Eukaryota; Fungi; Ascomycota; Pichiomycetes; Serinales; Debaryomycetaceae. The record is from the annotation of a GenBank genome assembly.
CGGGACGUGCGAGACACUGUUUACUCAGCCGUGAGGAAAUUGCCUGAAAAAGAUCGCUGCGCUAUUUUUACACGCUAUCUGCCGCCGAGAGCAGAGACCAACCCCCCCCCUCCGUUGUACGCGCACCCGAUUUAACGCUGAGCGCCGAAUUUGAUUCUCUGGCGAUUCGAGCACAAGAACUGAAAAUCAAAAGAUAUAGCAGCCAUGUCGGACCAUCGCCACGGGCCCUACAACCCCAACGACCACUACGACCCGAACAGGAUGUACGCGGCGCCCGCGUACGACGCCGGCAGUGACUCGUCGAUCAAUUUCGCCCAGCCCCAGCCUGUCGCUCAUGGGUCGAACAUGGGACGUCGCCAAACGUCCAACUACCAGCCGGUCGACGAGGACUACUACUUGGACCGGCCGUCCAAUAUCUUCACCGCCCCGGCGCCGCCGAGCUUGCACCCGGUGGACCCCUUUGACGACGCCGGGGUGAGGGACGGCUCGGGAGGCUAUGGCCAUAACUCCUACGAAAUGAACCAAUUCCAUGACUACAACACAAACUUCAACCAGGCGUUCGUCCCCAACGUUUAUGGCGAGGACGACGAUGACGAGCGCGAGUUCGAUGAACGUAUCCAAUACGGAAACUUCCAGGGGGACUCCUACGAUCUACACACGGUGCGGGAACCAACCCCUGACCACGAGGACCCACCGCCGUUGAUUGGCGACCCAAAUGGUGAGAAUCCAUUUUUGGGCGCGGAAGGGGGUGCGGACGAUCUCCUAAUUGCACCCCCUGAAGAGGGAGAACAAGAAAUUCGCGAACCGGUGAAAUGGGUGGCAAAGGGAUUUAACGGACAUUUAGUUUUAGAUUGUCCCGUGGCCACCGAAUUGUUGUCAAAAUUCCCCGACUACCGCGAAGAUUUGCCCAAUUGGGGGCUCCCACGAGAGUUUCUGCACAUGCGGUACACGGCGGUGACCUGUGGACCGCUGAACUUCUACCGGAAUGGGUUCAUCUUACGGCCCGUGCAUUAUCCAACGCCGCGACAGACGGAGAUGCUUGUGGUGAUCACAAUGUAUAACGAAGAUGACAUUCUCCUUGCGCGGACGUUGAAGGGGGUGUUUAAAAAUAUCAAGCAUUUGGAGUCGCGCACGCGAUCCAAGACAUGGGGCAAAGAUCUGUGGAAGAAGAUUGUUGUUUGUAUUGUCAGUGAUGGACGAUCAAAGAUCAAUGAAAGAGCCCAGGCUCUUUUGGCAGGGUUGGGGGUGUACCAGGAGGGGCUAGCCAAGAGUAAAGUUGACGAUAGAAACGUCCAGGCCCACAUAUAUGAACAUACCACCAGGGUGGGGAUCUCGUCUGUGGAUGAUACCGUCAAGCUCACCACCGAGAAGAUUGUCCCCGUUCAACUUCUCUUUUGUUUGAAGGAGGUGAAUGCCAAAAAGAUCAAUUCUCAUCGUUGGUGUUUCCAGGCAAUCAGUCAGGUUCUCGACCCAAACAUCGUUGUUUUGCUUGAUGCCGGGACCCAACCGCUGGGUAAGGCUCUCUAUCAUCUCUGGAAAGAGUUUGAACGAGACCCACAAGUGGCAGGAGCAUGUGGAGAGAUCAAGGCAUCGCUUAAAAAGAGACAAAUCUUGACCAACCCGAUCGUUUAUGGUCAGAAUUUCGAAUACAAAAUCUCCAAUAUCCUCGAUAAACCAACCGAAAGUGUGUUUGGAUUCAUCUCGGUGUUGCCCGGGGCGUUCUCGGCGUACCGGAACACGGCGCUCCAGAACGACGUCAAUGGACGAGGACCGUUGGAAAAAUACUUCAAGGGGGAGUUCCUCCAUAGCAGUGGCCAUUUGGACCCAAAUGACGACGAGUACGAGCUCAAAAAGAACCAGAUGAAGGACGAGGCAGGGAUCUUCACCCUGAACAUGUACUUGGCCGAAGAUAGAAUUCUUUGUUACGAACUUGUGGCAAAACGUGGGUGUCUGUGGGUGCUUAGAUAUUGUAAGAGUGCCAGUGCCGAGACCGACGUCCCCGAGGGCCUUGCCGAGUUCAUUCUCCAACGGAGACGGUGGUUGAACGGGUCGUUUUUCGCGGCCAUCUACUCGUUGGUCCAUUUCCCCAAGAUCUGGACCUCGCUGCAUUCGCUCGGGAAGAAGAUCUUUUUCCAUAUCGAGUUCUUCUACCAGUUCUUGAACUUGGUGGUGUCGUGGUUUCUGAUUGGCCUGUACUUUCUUGUGUUCCGGAUCUUGACCACGGGGCUUUCCGACCCGGCGUUGGGGUUUGCGCCCGGCAAGGUGUUCCUGGCGAUCUUGCUCUGGCUCUACCUUGCGUCCAUCGUCACCACGUUUGUUCUUUCGUUCGGGAACAAGCCCAAGGGGACCGAGAAGUUCUACGUGGUCAUUGUCAUUUUCUUUGCCAUUUUGAUGGCGUAUAUGAUUUUUGCUGCCAUUUUCAUGGCGGUGCAUUCGAUCCAAGAGAUCUACAAGGCCGGAGGAAUCACUGUGGGCACUGUGUUCAAGAACGAAGAGUUCCGGGACUUGGUCGUCAGUACCAGUUCGACCUAUGCACUCUACUUCAUUGCCAGUUUCAUCUACUUCGAGCCAUGGCAUAUGUUCACAUCGUUUGCCCAAUACAUUCUCCUCUCGCCCGCAUACAUCAACGUUCUCAACAUCUAUGCCUUUUGUAACAUUGAUGACAUUUCAUGGGGGACCAAGGGGGACACGGGGGCACAAGACUUGGGGGUUGCCACGCAACGUAAGGAUGGUAAUUUCGACGUUCUGCUCCCAAUCCGAAAGGAAGAGGUCAACCAGUCAUACCUCAACCAAUUGGAGAAGAUCAAGAAGCCGGUGCCUCCUGGCUUGGACAAGUCCGAGCCCACCAACGAGGACUAUUAUGCGUUUGUUCGGUCGAUGACGGUGCUUGUUUGGAUGUUUCUGAACUUUGUCAUCAUCGCCGUGGUGUUGGAGACCGGGGGUGUCAACGACUUGACCUCGUCCAACUCGACGGUUUCGGACCGGUCGCGGAUCUUCUUGACGGUGAUCUUGUGGACGGUGGCGUUCAUGGCUCUAUUCCGGUUCAUUGGGUGUCUUUUGUAUUUGAUCCAACGUAUGACACGAAAGAUUAGAUCUCGUGGAAGUCGCUAGAGCGAGAGGA